AGGAAAGAAACCCCUAUAGUAUAUAUAUGAUAUAUAAAUAUAAAUACAAAACAAAGUAUAUUCACAAAAAGAAUAAAAAGAAAAGAAAAGAAAAUCUGUCUCUCUCUCUUUGGCUCUUCUUUCUCUCUCUCUCUUCGGCUCUUCUUUCUCUCUCUUCCAUUCCCAUGGUGAAACCAACGGAAAACGCAGUGUCACCGGAAAGUUUAUCGAACAACACUGCAAAUUCACUGUAAUUGGAGCAGAAAUAGCGUUUAGUACCUGUUUGAAUUCGAACAAUGCCUAUCUCCAGGUACCACAUUCGUAGCGCGCACAGUUUGGCGGAUCCGGAGCUGCACCAUGCCGCCGAUAAGGAUGACUCCGAAGCUCUCCUUGAAGCCGUAGCCAUGAGUGGACUCGUCGGCUUCUUGCGCCAGCUUGGCGACCUCGCUCAAUUUGCUGCUGAGCUGUUCCACGACUUGCAUGAAGAAGUAAUGGCUACGGCUGAAAGAGGCCACAGUCUUAUCUCUCGUGUUCAACAGAUUGAGGCUGAAAUUCCUCCACUUGAGAAAGCAUUUUUGUCACGAACUCAUCAUCCGUCUUUCUUCACAAAUGGAGGGAUUGACUGGUGUCCUAAUCUUCGAUCUGAACAGAAUCUUGUUUCGCGCGGAGAUUUACCUAGAUUUAUAAUGGAUUCAUAUGAAGAAUGCCGUGGUCCACCUAGACUUUUCCUUCUAGACAAGUUUGAUGUCGCUGGUGCUGGAGCAUGUCUGAAGCGUUAUUCUGAUCCAUCAUUCUUUAAAGCAGAGCCUGCUUCAUCUGUAAGUGUAACAGAAACAGUAGAAGCUCACAGGGAAAGGAAAAUUCGUAAAGUCAAGCAAAAGAAAGGGGAAUGGCGGAGGGAUGGUGAGACCCCUGGAGCUGUACUAUCACAUUCAAAACUACAUCAGUUGUUUCUUGAGGAGCGUAUUGAGAAUGCGUGUAGUGAUCCUGCUCGUCUUGUGAAACUGAAAAAAAGACAAUUCGAUGGAUCUGCAGUUGAAGCAAAAUCUGGGAGAAGCUACAUGGAGGAAAUUCUGGAAAUGACCUCACCUGAUCAUCAAAUGGCUUGUGAAACUUCAAUCAAUCCACUGCCUGUGAAAUUGAUGUCAAACGACACUAGUGAAACUGGGAUUGAAAUACUCGAAAUCAAUGGCAUUUCACAUAUGAGAAGGUCUAUUGAAAAUGGAAAAACACAUUCAUCAAAUGAGCAGGAAUUUGAACUUAAUUCAUGCUCAGAAGUAGGCAGGAAAACAAAUGGAUAUCUUGUGAAGGAGCCCGGACAAAUCUCUUCUGGUGGGACAGGUGAAGUGUCUUCUAAGCAUCUCAAGGUACCUGAUGAAACAGAACUAGUGCAUGAUGAUGGACAAAACAAAUCUCUUCUGGUUAAGACAAAUGGAUAUCCUGUGAAGGAGCCCGAACAAAUCUCUUCUGGUGGGAUAGGUGAAGUGUCUUCUAAGCAUCUCAAGGUACCUGAUGAAACAGAACUAGUGGAUGAUGAUGGACAAAACAAAUCUCUUCUAGUGAAGACAAAUGGAUAUCUUGUGAAGGAGCCUGAACAAAUCUCUUCUGGUGGGAUAGGUGAAGUGUCUUCUAAGUAUCUCAAGGUACCUGAUGAAACAGAACUGGUGGAUGAUGAUGGACAAAACAAAUCUCUUCUAGUGAAGACAAAUGGAUAUCUUGUGAAGGAGCCCGAACAAAUCUCUUCUGGUGGGAUAGGUGAAGUGUCUUCUAAGUAUCUCAAGGUACCUGAUGAAACAGAACUAGUGGAUGAUGAUGGACAAAACAAAUCUCUUCUAGUGAAGACAAAUGGAUAUCUUGUGAAGGAGCCCGAACAAAUCUCUUCUGGUGGGAUAGGUGAAGUGUCUUCUAAGUAUCUCAAGGUACCUGAUGAAACAGAGCUAGUGGAUGAUGAUGGACAAAACAAAAGAGAAGGCAGCCUAGACUGCUAUCAUUCUGAUGACGCGGCUAGUGAGGUUGAUGAUUAUAUGGAUGCAUUAGCUACCAUAGACUCCGAGUUGGAAAUAGACAAUGAGUGUGGACCUAAGAAAAGCUCCUUGAAUGUUCAAAAGCUAAUUGAUUCAAAUGGUGAAGAAGAACAUCAGCUGCAAGCUCCGUUUUCAGAUUCUCAAUCAUUUGGAGACUCAUCAUUGUCUGAGGAAAUGAGUUCAUAUGAACAAGAUAGAAGUAAAGAGAAUAAUGAAGUGCAAGCUCAGCUGCCAGACUCUCGGUCAGCAGGAACGCCUUGUGCAUCAGAUGAUGAUAAUAGUUCAUUCAGAAGAGAUAGAACUGAAGAACAUACCCAACUGCAUGCUCAGUUAUCAGAUUUUCAAUCUAUUGGAAAUUCCUCACUAGAAACUGAAAAUAUGCUUUCCAACCAGCUUCCACAAACUGGUGAAUUGAAAAAAAUUUAUGAUGAGUUUGUCACACGUGAUGAUGCACAUGAUCUUGAGGGAGAAAUAUCUGAUUCUGAACCAGUCUCUUCUGGUUCAUGUCCGGUGGAUUCAGGGUGUUUAUUAUUGUCUUCGGAUCAUGGAGCUACAGCUCUAUCAGAUAAAACACCACAUGUUCCUGUUGAAAGACAUUUAAGACUAGAAGAUGAUGAAGACACCAUCUCCCUAAUAAAAGAUAAUAAUCUCCCAGUUGUCUAUUUUGACAACAUUUCUUUGAACAACUUGGAUGUCUGCAAUCCUCAUGUCCAUUCCCAUACUACGUUACAAGUUUCCAAUGAUUUAAAUUUAGCCCAUGAAGGCGAAUGUGGUGAUCAUUCUGACAUCAAAGUAAUGCAGGAAGAAUCUCAUAAUGAGCACUGUUCUGAAAUAUCAACUUUUGGAGACAUUGGUUCACGAGGGGAGAAUUCCAUUUGUCUGCCCAUGGAAUUAGACCUUAAUUUGGGCACUAAAAUGCAGCCUGAUGACUGGGACUUACAAUCCGAUGAUGAUAUUAAAGCAAUGCAACUUGACUCGGAAGAUUUGUUUCCUGUUGUGGAGACUACCGUAGAGAAUAGCUUUGCAGAGGAGCUAUUCUCUGAUUUUAUACACGGAAAUCCACAACAUGAACCAGAUUCGGUAGAAGUUAAAAUUCUUUAUCCUGAUCAGCUAUCAAAUGUUGAAGAGGUACCAAAGAUAAUGUUUGGCAGUGAAAGAAAUGAAUCUACCUGCAGUUUGGAUCAAGUUGAAGAAGAUGAUCUUAUUAAACAUCCACCUUCCCCUAAUUACAUACCGCAGGAUGAUGAUAUCGUGGUAAAUGAUAUGUUCCCUGUAAAAGAUUUGGCUGUAUCUGCUAUCUCUUCUCUUGAUAAUGCUGAAAUUGAUGCAAGUGUCGUUAAUUGUCAAGCUUCAAGUUCUAUUUCUUCCCCAUCAAUAAAUCCUUCAAAUUUGCUUGAAUCUUUCCCAGCUUCUCCAUAUUCCAAUAGGAUGGAAAUGGAAUCCAAUGAGAUAGAGUUAACAAAAAUUUCCUUAGACUUGAAUGCAGAGAAAAGAGAAAAUCAACUGGAACCAUUUUCAGAUAUGACAUCUCCAGUGAGUAGUCUUACAAAUUUGGAAGAAUCUCCUUCUACUUUUGAUGAUUCUCACUGGAAAAAUUUGGAAGUCAGUGAGGAAGUUGCAAGAGAUUCUUUGACAGAGUUUACGUCACAUUUAGUAGUGGAUCAACUGAAAAUUGCUUCUACUGAUGAACUGUUGAGCCUGAACAGAUCAGACUCUUCUAACUCUAGUAUAUGUAAUAAUUUCCAAUGUUCAUUGCAUAAGGAGAAAGACCAAGAUAGUUCUUCUCUCAAUGACAUGAAAAUGGUGACACAAUGUUCGGAGCUAGACUCUCAGGAUUCAGAAUCUACAAUUGUUUGCAAGAAUGAUCUACAGAACAGUAAAGGUAGUUUUUCACCACCUUCCUAUAAUCAAUUGGAGCCUGAAACCCAUUUAGAGUGGACCUUAAAACCACGAGUUGUGCAGCAUGAUGUGGGUUUUCUGCUAAAAAAUGAAGAAAAAUGCACCUCUUCAAAAUUUGAACCUCAUCCGAUGCAGAUAUCAAAUCAGUUGGAGGGAGAGAGAAUAAAUUGUGUUGCUUCUGAGUUUUCUGCUGAAGUCCAUCUAGAGGAAUCUUCAGAUGGUUCCGCAUCAAAGUCAUCUGAUCAGAAGAUUAGCCCAUCAAAACAUUUCACGGAUCCAUUGAAACCUCUCCUUCCUAAUCUUUCUCCCAAGGCAACCAAAAUAAACCUCGAGGAAACGCCGCCUAUGCCCCCUCUACCACCUAUGCAGUGGAUAACGAGCAGGGUUCAAAAUGCUUCCCUAGUUUCAGAGAGAGAAGAAUUAGGUGUAAGUCAAGUAUUAUUUCAACCAGUACAGCAAGUUAAACCUGAUUAUAACUCUCAAUUUGACUUAUCAACUUCUGAAAGAGUAGCCUUGCCAUAUCAGAAUCCUUUUUUGCCUGCUGUGGCUGUGGAGAGUAAUAAAAGCCUACGCUCUUCUGGGUUAUCAGCAGGUAUUUCAGAGCAUCCUGUUGCUAUUCCUUUGCAGCUUCCUGUGAUGGUAAAUGAUGCAAAUGGUCAGCAUAAUUACCAAGUUCUGGAGAGAAGUCAAAUUCACAACCCUUUCUUAGCAUUGCCAAUGCUAUCUUAUGGUUGGCUGCCACAUGGACGUGUCGAAGCUUCAGAGGGAGAAAGCAUUUUGAAAUCAAAUCCAUGCCCACCAAUACAUCUCACUGAAUGUGCUGUUCCUGGGGCUGAUACCAGCAACCAACAAGAAAAAUUGUCUCAGUUCAAGAGUCAGUUAGUGGAAGAUACUAGUAUAGAAGCUAAAAAGGAUAGUCCUGGAGAAUGUGUAUUGAAUUCAAGUUCAUGGCCACCAAUACUGCCUACUGAAUGUGCUGUUCCUGGGGCUGAUACCAUCUUUCAACAAGACAAACAGACCCAGUCUUCUGGUCAAAUUAUGGAAGAUACAUGUUUUGAGGCUAAAAAAGACAGUCCGGGAGAAUUGCACUCAGUGCUACCUGCUGAAUGUCCUGUAUCUGGAGAUGAUCCCCUUUCUUCAAACGAACAACAUUCUGAUUCUCCAAAUGCAUUAAUGGAGGAGACUGUUCUGGAAUUUACAACCGAUGAGGAACCAUCAAUUCAUUUGGAAAGGGAACAAGGUGAUCAUAUAUUCUCACCUAAGCCACCACCACCAAGUAUAGAAAUUGUGCAGCCCAAUCACAGCCUGCUGCCCUCAGAGGGGGAUGUGGCACUGUCUUUGGAUACAUCCGCCCAAUCAUCAGAAUUUGAUGAUCAAAUACCAAAUGGAAAAUCAAAGAAGCUUCCUCCACCUCAGAACCAUUUAUUUGAUGUUGUUGCUGCUCUUGACAAAAGCAGGCUGAGAAAGGUUACUGAUCGUGUUAGGCCCCCAAUAGCACCAAAGGUAGAUGAAAGAGACUCAUUGUUAGAACAGAUUAGAACAAAGUCCUUCAACUUGAGGCCUGCUGUGGUUACGCGACCCAACAUUCAGGGUCCCAAAACGAACUUGAGGGUUGCUGCCAUCUUGGAGAAAGCAAAUUCUAUUCGCCAGGCUUUGGCUGGAAGUGAUGAAGACGAUGAUGCUUGGAGUGAUUGUUGAAUUUACUACAUAAUGAAAAAUACAGAUUUCAGUGCCAGUAGAUGUUUUUCUAUUGUGGGUCUUGCCCGAAAUCAGAUGUAAAAUGUCUUUAUUCUCUAUAUUGAAUAGGAAAUUUACUUUAAUAUACAAGAUUUAUUACUGUGUUCAUAUACGGUACUCUGGACAACAUGUGUCCUCUCCCUGAGUCCUCCUAAUUCUCGUACAGUUUUGUAAUAACGGGAACAAGCACCAUCUGUUGCAUUGAUCCAGAGCAUUUUACCGAGGUGAAACUUGCUUCAGUCAGAUUCAGGCUCAGUGUGUAAGAGAUGUAUCCAUCCAGAUCUACCAAUCUAUUAGAAUUUUCGUAUGAGUAUGAGUAUGUGUAUGUAUAUUUGUGUUGUGGUUGUCAUAAGAAAAUUUGUAAUUCUGUAAUAGCGGUAUACUGAUAAUUGCCUGGUAACACCAUGUAGUUCAUCUGUUUGUCCCAUACAUAGUAUAUAUAUGUAUACAUGUGAGGAAAAUAUUCUCAUUAGUCUUUUUUUCUUCUGUAAUUGUAUAUAGACAGCAUUAGAAAAUUGAAACUUGUUAGAGGAAAUUAUAAAUAUAUACUAUUUGCAAACUCAUUUCUCUUUA
This is a messenger RNA of Lathyrus oleraceus (garden pea), 6212 nucleotides long. RefSeq names its product protein SCAR2. Gene Ontology annotation, molecular function: Arp2/3 complex binding; protein kinase A regulatory subunit binding; actin binding. The transcript has 9 exons. Lineage: Eukaryota; Viridiplantae; Streptophyta; Magnoliopsida; Fabales; Fabaceae. The record is from RefSeq and is a predicted model, not a curated record. Gene Ontology annotation, cellular component: cytoskeleton. Bases 276 to 5600 code for a protein of 1774 amino acids. Gene Ontology annotation, biological process: actin cytoskeleton organization; positive regulation of Arp2/3 complex-mediated actin nucleation.